Messenger RNA from Monomorium pharaonis (pharaoh ant), 4045 nucleotides. It is a transcript of the gene Oatp26F, whose product is annotated as solute carrier organic anion transporter family member 4A1. Gene Ontology annotation, molecular function: protein binding. NCBI's taxonomy places the organism in Eukaryota, Metazoa, Arthropoda, Insecta, Hymenoptera, Formicidae. Bases 1075 to 3216 code for a protein of 713 amino acids. The transcript is spliced from 12 exons. The record is from RefSeq and is a predicted model, not a curated record. Gene Ontology annotation, cellular component: membrane. Gene Ontology annotation, biological process: sodium-independent organic anion transport; transmembrane transport.
ACUGCGAGAGCAGGAGCGCGAGCGCGAGCUUGAAGCGUGGGUGCGGACUUCAGUCGCGUGCGACGCGCGCUCUCAGCCGCUCCUUCUCGUGUAUCUCCUCUCAGCUCCGACUUAAACUCAGCGGCGGCUGAGAAUGAACGCGAGCGCGAGAGACGAACCAGACGAUCCGUUUGCGGCUCGUUAGAAUUCUUAUCGCCGUGUAACGAAACCGCGUUCUCGCUGAGACAAAAUUUCUUUUCUUUUCCUCCCGCGGCUUCACAAAAACUCUCGUCGCUCGGCGUGUAAUCAAAAUCGGGAUCAUCCGGGCGAAAAAUAAAAUGAGAGAUAAAUCGUGGAUCGUGUGUUACGCGCGAUGUAAAAAAUCGUAGAUUCGCGACGCAACAUAUCGGGAGCGAAUACGUUAUCCUCGAUUGACUUUCGAUUACGCGCGGAAUCGAAAUUGACGAGUUCAACGGGUUCAACGGAGUACGAGCCUCGCGAUACAGUGAAUGGGAUUUGAUGGAAUUUAUUUUGUACUUUUUAUUAUCGGCGCGUCUCUGCCGGACGAGAAAAUCGUAAUUAAAACUUCGAAACAGGAAUUACUAGACAGAGAAAAAGGAAGGAAAGAGAAAAAGUGAGGCGCAGAACGGAAAGUGGAAGUAAAGUAAUUCGGCUUCGUAAACAAUAAUAUUCAUCAUCGCGGGCAAAUAAAAUCACCUCAAGCUUUGAAAAGAUAGAAGCGACACGGUGAACUAAACGCGUCUGACCGUCUGUCUCUGUCGACUGAUAAAGUGGAGUUUGUGUCAAUCCAAAGUUUGCGUUUCUUAUCCGCGCGCCGAUGUCUUUUUCUUUCCAGUUGGUUCAGCGGAUCGGGUCGUGAUCUCUGACCAAUUGAGUGGAAAUGAUCUCUAAUGAAACAAGCCGCUGAUUAGUGAAAUCAUAUGCCUGUUUCAUUUAAUUUUAUCUAGUGAAAUGUUUCCGUAACUAAAUAUUCGGUGUCAUUUUUGCGAUUAGCUGUCGUCGAAAGAUUUAAGAGAUAAAAGAGUGACUGGUAGCAGCUAAGCUUACAAGGAAUUACGUAAAUUAUCGUUAAUUAUGAGGGACAAGUUCACAUUCAGCUCAGGGGUGGCGGACAUGCACGAGACCCUGUCUAGCUUCCCGGAACAGUUCGGGGAUGGCCCGAGAAAACCGGAAAUAAAGCCGGAAAUUCUGAAGGAGACCGACAGAACCGCGGACAAUCUGAAAUGCGGUUGGUUCUGGUUCAGGCCAAUUUAUCUGCAGAAAUUUCGCACCGCGAAAUGGGCGCUUUUCUGGCUGUGCUGGGCCGGGGCGAUGCAAGGAAUGGUCGUGAAUGGCUUUAUAAAUGUCGUCAUAACGACGAUAGAGAAGAGAUUCGGACUGAAGUCAUCGGAAACCGGCUUGAUAGCGGGCGGAUACGACAUAGCCAGUUUCUUUCUUCUCGUACCAGUGAGCUAUCUAGGCGGCCGUGCGAAAGCGUCGAAGCCAAGGUAUAUCGGCAUAGGGAUUCUAGUCUUAGGUAUAGGUAGCCUGCUGUUUGCGUCUCCGCAUUAUCUUGCCGGACCGUAUAGAGGGGGUCAGCAAACAGAGAACGUAUGCCAAAGUGCCAGCAAUAUAUCGAGCCACUCGAUAUCCUGCACGGAUCAAUCUACAGUUCAAGCGGAGCUAGAGCCUUACAGUGGCGUGUACUUAACCAUAUUUCUGGUAGCUCAGCUGUUACACGGCGCCGGUGCGGCACCCUUCUAUACGCUCGGGGUUACGUAUUUAGACGAAAAUGUUUCGAAGAAGAUGUCUUCGGUGUAUCUAGGUGUUUAUUAUACUAUGGCCAUAAUAGGACCUGCACUAGGCUUUGUUGUCGGUGGUGAACUAUUGAAAAUUUACACAGACUUUCUUACGGUGGAUUCCUCGACGAUUGGAUUAACUUCUGACAGUAAUGUCUGGAUUGGUGCAUGGUGGAUCGGUUUCUUGGCAGCGGCUGUCAUAUGCUUCGUCAUCGCGAUACCAGUUUUGGCAUUUCCCGCAAUUUUACCUGGAUCGGAGGAAUUGGCCAAGGAUAAGGUGUCAGAGGCGCACGAGAAAUCGACCCGAUCUUCCACCGCGGCGACGGGAGAAGCAUUUUCAAAGAUACGAGAACUGCCACGCGCUCUGACCGAAUUGCUUGGAAAUCCAGCAUUUUUUAUGCUGAACCUAGCAGGUGCCAGUGAAGGGUUGCUAAUUGCCGGAUUUGCUGCUUUCCUGCCGAAACUGAUUGAAAAUCAAUUCAGCGUCAGUGCCAGUUCGGCCGCAUUGCUGAUGGGCUUGGUGACCGUACCGGCAGGAGGAGGCGGUACUUUUCUCGGCGGUUACCUGAUAAAGCGCUUCAACCUGCCCUGCUCUGGCAUUUUGAAAUUUUGCUUGCUGGCCACAACCGUCUGCAUCGCUUUCACCCUGUCUCUCGCUCUAAACUGCCCGAACUUAGACUUUGCUGGAUUGACCGUGCCCUAUCGAAACAUGACGGGAAAAGCCGCGUUGUCUCUCGAGAACACCUGUAAUAACGGCUGCGGAUGCUCCAGAUCGCGAUUCGAUCCUAUAUGUGGCGUAGACGGGAUCACGUACUAUUCGCCCUGUCACGCCGGAUGCUAUCGGGAAACGCCGAUAAACAAUGUCAAAGUGUACACGGACUGUAGCUGCAUACGCGCGUCGGCGAUGAACUUAACCAGCGAAGGCACCGGGGACGUCGUCCAGUACGAGGCCAUUAAUACCACCUGCGGAAGCUCGUGCUCGUACCUGUGGCUGUUCAUCGUCCUGACAUUCUGUAACAUGUUUAUGACCUUCCUCUGCACAAUGCCGGCGCUCUCGUCCACGCUGAGGGUCGUGCGCGACGACCAGCGGUCGUUCGCCCUGGGCAUACAGUGGAUCAAGGUGCGGAUUCUGGGAACGAUACCGGCACCUAUGGUCUUCGGCGCUCUCAUAGACGACACCUGCAUCCUGUGGAACGAGACCUGCGACGGCAGAGGAGCGUGCCUCGUUUACGAUAAUUAUUACAUGAGCAGGUACAUGCUCGCACUGUCAUUCAUCGGGAAAGCGGCUUCGCUUCUUUUCUUCUUUUUAGCAUGGUGGACGUACGUUCCACCGAGCACCAGAGGCAUUGACCAGAACUCUCGGCAGCAAACGACGGCUACUUUAAUGUUAAGUGACACGUCUCAGGAAGUUGAGAUAGUACCAACUACGAUAGCAUAAUUUUGAAUUUUUUUGAAAAUUAUUCUUUUAGAAUUGUUAUUUUAUAGAGACGGUAAAUAUAAUUGUGAUUUAUACACGGAUAGACAAUUAUUCUGAUAUUUUAUUUUUCUUGCUGUGAAAUUAACGAAAUUCUGAAAUAUUUAGAUGAGUUGAAUUAUAACGGGAAUAUCGUUGCAAAUACUCAAACUGAUAUCAAGAUAGAGUAAAUGUGUGUAUGUUAAUAUGCAGUAUGAGCAAAAGUUGUCAUGAAAAUCCUGUUUGCACGUUAGAAAGAUAAGUUUUUGAUAGCCCUAUAGUCGAAUGUAUCUCGGAAGCUGUAGGUUCGGAAGUCAAUCAGGGAAAUGUUAAAACAUAUCCGGAUAGUCAUGCCAAGAAGCCUAUAAUACCCAAAAGUUUCUACAUUUUUUUUCGAUUUUUUUUUUUUAUAAUAGACUUAUGAUGGAAUUGUAAGUCUUAGCGCGAUAAAUCUAUAAGUACGGGCCAAACAUCCAAUUCUCGUAACCCCACUUUUCUCUAAGGUAAAUUUUUAUAAUUCUCCAUUCGCUGACUGUCAAUUAUAAAAGAUUAAUUAACUGUAUUUCUUAUAAUAAUAUAAAUAUGGAUAGCACUUUAUAUCCAAAAAAUUCGACUUUUGUAAAUUUUGAAGACGGUUUUACCAUGUAUCAACCUUGGUGGUUGUCGUAAUAUACUAUAUUAUCGAUUUGAUAUUACACUUUCUGCGCCGUUUUUCGCUAUAAAUAUUUUUAUUAAACGAAAAACGCCAGUAUGCCUAGAGCACGUAUUUAUACAUGUCACGUCAAUAAAAACCUAAUGAGAUAUGUUACACUUC